AAAUGUCCAUUAAAAACACUUAAAUUUUAAUUUCUUUACUGGGGUCAUUGAAGGUUUUGAAGAUAUAGGUUCUGGCAAACGCACAAACAAUGUGGCUGAUAAAGCUUUAGUUUUAUGUUACGGGGUUUGUUUUCUCCUUGGAAAAUUCCAAUUGCAUUUUAUUUUGCUCGAGAUGGGGUUAAAACAUUUGUUUUAAAAAAUAUUAUUAAAGAAAUAGUAUUAGCAGUUUUAAAUCUGGAUUCAUAGUAAGAGCUACAAUCAGUGACCAAGGUUCUGCCAAUGUUGCUGCUAUUAAGUCAUUAAUAUCAGAUUCUAAUGCUGAACUCCUACGUAGUAACAAAUAUACCAAUGACAUCUGUUAUAAAAUCGGCCCAAACCAACUGUACCAUAUCUAUGAUGUACCUCAUUUAUUGAAAUGUUUUCGCAAUAAUUUUCAGAAAAAAAACCUACUCAUUGGCAACCAAAGGGCAAAGUGGGAGUAUAUUGAGAGACUUUAUAAAGUGGAUGGUUUUGGUGGCAGAGCAAGAAGCACCAAACUUACUGAGAAGCACAUAAAUCCAACUUCAUAUGACAAAAUGAAGUAACAAUUUGACAUCGUCGGGAGAAUUAAUGGACUUCAGGAUCUUUAGGUCAUCAGCAAACAUGAAAGGUGUGGAAUGAUGCAAGCAAUUGAUAAUGUCAUUUAUGAACAUAUUAAAAAUAACAGUCCCAAAUGGGAGCCCUGUGGGCACCCCAGAAGCAAUAUGAUGGAAAUUGGAACUAAAACCAUUAAGAACCACAUGGUCAAAUUUGCAGCCCAAGUUUUUAGCCGGCAAGUGGCUACAUCACUAGAAAUCCAGAUGAAGUCUCUGCUAUCUCUCCAGGAUCAUGAUUACAUAAGUUUAAAUGAAGACAUUGGAAAUGGUUUGUUCACAGCAGAAAUUCUUCUUUUUAUAAAUAAUUUGUUUGAUAGUUUAAAUGGUUUUGGUCAUUAUGGGAAUAAGUUAAAACAUGCUCUUUCAUAUAAUUCGGAGCACAUUGCAUUCUGGAAUGAUGCUGUGAAAAAGCUAGCUUCAAUGCGCUUUGACGCUUCCAAUGAAAGGGAAAGGAAGCCUUUAUCACUGAAGCAUUUUGAACAUAAUAUAAAAACAAUAAAACAUUUGUGGUCAGAUCUGCUGAGAAUUGAUGGUGUUAAAUUUUUAAGUCUUAGACGUCUUAAUCAAGAUCCGAUAGAAAACUUUUUUGGUCAAAUAAGGGCACAUGGUAAUUUUAGUACAAAUCCUAAUUGUACUCAUUUUGUAUCGGCUUUUAAAACCUUGUUGAUUAACAACAUUACUACCGGUAAAUCUUUAUACACUAAUUGUUCUGAUGAUGAUGACAAAAUGUUGGGAACAUUAAAACAUUUAGUCAGCCACCAAAAAUAUGGUUCAUACACUGAUAGUCUUCAAUGUAAUGAAACUAACUUUAUAGAAAUUUCUAUACCUAACGAGAAUAUAUUCCAACAUAAGUCUGUACCAUAUAUUGCUGGUGCAGUUUGUCGUUUUUUGAUGUCCAAUUUGAACUGCAAAGAUUGUGAUAAUUGUACAAAAGCACUAUUAUCUCAGAGAGAGUCAUUUCACGAAUUAAUUAAUUUAAGAGAAUAUAGUUCCAAUGUAGAUAGGUUAUGUUAUCCUUCUAAUAAUUUUAGUCAAAUGGUCUGGCAGAGUAUUUACAUUAUUGACAAGAUGAUGCCAUUUCUUUGCAGUGUUUAUAUUUAUUCUGACUUAAUAAGUAAUUUAAUAAAAUAUAUUGACACUACUUGGUACAACUGUAAUAUUCACAAAACGGCUGUUAUUAAAGCUUUUUGGUCCUACAUAGUUAGAAUGCAAGUUAAGCAGUGGUGUAUUAAUUUUAAUAAUAGAAUGAAUAAUAUUGAUUCAAGGCCUAAAGAUAUAGAAAUGGAAACUCUAAUCCGUGAGAAAGUCACAAAAGGAUUGAGUUAUAGAUCACAAAGAAGGCGUAGUUCCUAAUCUCACUUAAUUAAAGUUCUUCAUAGUAUUUUGUCCACAAUUAUUACGAUUUUUGCAAAUGAAAUUGAUGUUUUUUAAAGUGUAUUACCCACAUUUUUGUGGUUUUAAAUUAGCUAUUAUGCUUUCUGUUUAUUGUAUAAAAUCAUAGUAGUUUUUAAAAUAAUCUUCAUUAUGGUGACUGUUAAGCAAAUAGUUGUUAAAAUCUUAUAUACAUAAUUAUGCUUGUACAACCUAAAAUGAGCCUACCAGAUAAUUGUCAAGUAAAUAAAUUACAUUUCUACAAAAAGUAUUAUGUGUAUGUUUCCCAAAUUGUUCAUAUUUUUAUUGAUUUACAUUGUGCAGAAUUAGUAAUUUUACCUUUAAUUUAAUAUUAUAUUUUCAUUAUAAUGUAUUCAACAUUUUCUGUAUUUUGUAGCAUUUUUAGUAGCAAAUGUGCCAUUAUAUGAUAUUGCAAAAUGUUAAAUUAUGCAUGGAAUGCUUUUCGUGAGAGAAUAAUCAUAUUCAAAUAAAUUCUUAGUUUUGUGUUGUUAGAUUAGUUAUUAUACCUAAUGCAUAGUGUAUAAUAGUGAAUAGCUUAAGUAUGGCUCUUUAUAUUGUGUAAAAUUAUAGUGCUAGUCUUCACAAUUAUCUUAAUUUUGCUAACUGUUAAGCAAGCCGUUGUUAAAAUCUCAUAUGCAUAAUUAUGCUUGAACACGGUAAAAUAAAAAUGUUUAUGUUUCCAAAAUAGUU
Manduca sexta (tobacco hornworm) is the source of this 2717-nucleotide messenger RNA. RefSeq lists its product as uncharacterized. The transcript has 3 exons. Bases 657 to 1988 code for a protein of 443 amino acids. NCBI's taxonomy places the organism in Eukaryota, Metazoa, Arthropoda, Insecta, Lepidoptera, Sphingidae. The record is from RefSeq and is a predicted model, not a curated record.